Messenger RNA from Opisthorchis viverrini, 1215 nucleotides. RefSeq lists its product as hypothetical. The transcript is spliced from 7 exons. The record is from RefSeq and is a predicted model, not a curated record. Bases 1 to 1215 code for a protein of 404 amino acids. Lineage: Eukaryota; Metazoa; Platyhelminthes; Trematoda; Opisthorchiida; Opisthorchiidae.
AUGUUUGGGGCACAACUGCAUCGUGACACGGAUACUUCUGCACUACGUCCUUGCAAUAAAUGGGAACCUGACGUGUCCACUUAUACCGCUGCUUACAGCUAUCUAACAAUUAGUGAUGAGCACCUGUUUCUUGAUCCGUUGGAAGCUUGUGGACUAAAUUUUGAUGUGGCCGUGUCACUUCUUUACGAACUUUAUGGUGUGAUACAAACGCUGAUGUAUUUAUAUUUGUGUGAGGUUGAAGUGUUCACAGAUAUCGAGUACGCAGACGAUAUAGCUAUUCUUGAUGAGCCGAUUGAGUUAGCUGGCAAGUUUGUCUACCCGGGCGGCUGUACCAGUCCCGGUAGUCUCGCGAAAGAUGAUAUUUCCAUCCGGAGUGGGAAGACCAGAGCAGCUUUCGUGACCUUACAUCACCCGCGGCGUGCGAGUUACACCCGCCUAUCCGCCGAGGACCGAGUUUACAAUACUGCGGUGCGCUCCAUACUAUUGCACGGGUUAGAAACCUGGCCUCUGCAUGCCGGGGAUGUCAAAAAUCUUUCACUAAUCGACCUUCGAUCAUUGUCCGAAUCUGGUGGUAACAAGUCACUCCGGUGGAACGAGUCAGGGAGGCCAGACAAUAACUUGGGAGCGAGCUCUGAAAGUCCUUAUCAGCAAAAUCAGUUGUGCUUGUCAUUGCCGUCUCCUUGGAUGGGGACCUCGGGAUGGAACACAUCAAUGUUUAGAGAUAUUGUCAGACAUGGCCCAAUCGCGCCGUCAAUGGCGUUAUGCAUCCAUGCAGUGCAUAGCUCCCUUCCCAACCCACCAACAAACCGCCCACUGACAGUGCUGUAUUUACGCACUAAUUUAUCAGCUCUCGCCUCCAAUGCGCAGCUACCUUCCCCACCUCCCAAAAUCAUUGGUUUACGAAACCGUGGCAGCUAUAACCGCUGUACACUAAGUUGUCUGCACACCGACAAUAACAAAAAUGCGCGUCUCCAAUGGAUAGCUUUGUGGUAUGGCUUCUGCCGGAUUCAACUCCACUCAGUCUUCUUUGAAAUAAAAUUCCUUGCGGACCGGGUGCUAUUUACCGCUCAUGAGAAGAUUGAUUUGGAAAGCUUUUUAAGUAUAGGCCAACUCGUUGUACAGCGGCAUUUCCUUGCAGAAAGUGAACACCUGCUCAGUAGUAGAGUUGAAGCAGAACGGAGGUGUCAGACGGGUGCGCAAAAGAAGAGCGAAUGA